GAUGAUGUUCUGAACGGAGAUCCUGACAAGGAACAGAAAGAUCCUUACUUUGUGGAGACCCCCUAUGGUUAUCAGCUGGACUUAGACUUCCUCAAGUACGUGGACGACAUACAGAAAGGAAACACCAUCAAGAAACUCAACAUCCAGAAGAGGCGAAAGCCGUCGGUGCCAUGCCCGGAAAGCAGGGCCGUGCCCGGUCAGCAGGCUGUGUGGACUUCCACGGAAUCCCUCUCGUCCUCCAACAGUGAUGACAACAGGCAGUGUCCUCACUUCCUAGUAGCCAGAAGCCACGUUACGUCGACUCCCAUCCCAAGGCCCCCUGCCCCUCUGGAGGCCUCACCCCCUUUCCUUACCGUCCCAGAAAGUCGACAGCUGCCACCGCCCUCCCCUCAACUCCCAAAGCACAACCUUCAUGUCACCAAGACGCUGAUGGAGACCCGGAGGAGACUGGAACAGGAGAGAGUCACCAUGCAGGUGGCCCCGGGUGAGUUCCGCAGGCCCAGGCUGGCCAGUUUUGGAGGCAUGGGCUCCACGAGCUCGCUCUCCUCCUUCAUGGGUUCCGGAAACCACAAUCCUGCCGCGCACCAACUUCAGAAUGGAUACCAAGGCAACGGCGAGUACAGCGGCUAUGCCCCAGCCGUGGCCACCACGUCGUCCAUGGGGAGCUCCAUCCGCCACAGCCCCCUGAGCUCAGGGAUCUCCACGCCAGUGACCAACGUGAGCCCCAUGCACCUGCAGCACAUCCGCGAGCAGAUGGCCAUUGCCCUGAAGCGCCUGAAGGAGCUCGAGGAGCAGGUGCGAACCAUCCCUGUGCUCCAGGUGAAGAUCUCCGUCUUGCAAGAGGAGAAAAGACAGUUGGCCUCGCAGCUGAAACACCAGAGAGCGACAGCCCAGAACGACGCGUGCGGUGUGAGGAAGCGGUCCUACAGUGCGGGGAACGCGUCGCAGCUGGAGCGGCUCUCCAGGGCCCGGCGCAGUAGCGGCGGAGGUGAACUGUACAUCGACUACGAGGAGGACGAGAUGGAACGCGUGGAACAGAGCGCGCAGAGCAUCAGGGAGUUCCGGCAGCUCGCGGCAGACAUGCAGGCCCUGGAGCGGAAGAUCCAGGACAGCAGCUGCGAGGCCUCCUCGGGGCCCCGGGAGGACGGGGAGUGCCGGUCCGUGGCUGUGGGUGCCGACGAGACCAUGGACCGCGUGGUCGUGUACCGCAGGGGCUCCGCGUCCCGGAAGGACGCCGCCGUCGGGACGGCCACCAAGUCAAGGAACUGUGGGGUCGGCGUGACAGAGGCCAUGCUUGGCGUGACCACGGAAGCGGACAAGGAAAUAGAGCUGCAGCAGCAGACCAUAGAGGCCUUGAAGGAGAAGAUCUACCGCCUGGAAGUGCAACUGAAAGAAACCACCCAUGACCGCGAGAUGACUAGACUCAAGCAAGAGCUGCAGGCCGCGGGGUCGAGGAAGAAGGCGGACAAAGCCGUGACGGCCCAGCCGCUGGUUCUCAGCAAGAUGGUGGAGGCGGUGGUGGCCACCAGAGACCAGACGGCUGGCCAUCACGUGGACCUGGCGGAUGCCUGUGUCGGGAGCGCCGUGCAGAUGCACAGCCUGGGCGUCUCCUGCCGGCCCCGUUGUGAGAGCAGGCUCGUGGGGCCCGAGCUGCCCAUGAAUUGGUGGAUUGUCAAGGAGAGGGUGGAAACGCACGAGCAGGGUACUGGGAGGUCCGUGGAGACGUGCGACAAGAGUGUGGGUGUGGAAAUCAGCGUCUGCGAAACGGGCAGCAACACGGAGGAGUCCGUGCACGAUCUGUCGCUCCUCAAGACCAACCUGAAUCUCAAAGAAGUGCGAUCCAUCGGCUGCGGGGAUUGUUCCGUUGACGUGACUGUCUGCCCCCCGAAGGAGCUCACGUCCCGGAGCGUGAACACAGAAGCCGCUGGCCUGGUGGAGGCUGCUGUCAUGGCGGUGCCUCGUACCGCGAGCCAGCACACCAGUACGGUUUGGGAGCAGGUGGACCGGGGCACCAACACCGAGGUGGUUACCCUUGCGGAAUCCUGCACCAGCACUUCCCUCAGCACUUUGGACAAGCAGACCAGCACUCAGACCGUGGAGAUGCGGACGGUGGCUGUAGGAGAAGGCCGCGUGAAGGAUGUCAAUUCCUCCGCCAACACACGGUCCAUCGGAGUUGGAACCGUGCUCUCUGGCACUUCUGGGUUUGACAGGCCGUCGGCCGUGAAGACCAGAGAGUCAGGCGUGGGGCAGAUAAAUAUUAAUGACAAUUAUCUGGUUGGUCUCAAAAUGAGGACCAUCGCCUGUGGCCCUCCACAGUUGACUCUGGGGCUGGCAGCCAGCAGGAGGAGCGUCGGCGUAGGAGAUGGGCCUGUUGGCGGCGAGUUCGCGGAGAGCCCCCUGCCCCAGGCUCCUGCCGGAAUGGUGACCGGCUUGGAUCACUACAUUGAGCGUGUCCAGAAGUUGCUGGCUGAGCAGCAGACACUGCUGGCUGAGAACUACAGUGAACUGGCAGAGGCUUUUGGGGAGCCUCACUCGCAGAUCGGCUCUCUGAACUCUCAGCUCAUUAGCACCCUGUCCUCGAUCAACUCAGUCAUGAAGUCCGCAAGUACGGAGGAGCUGAGGAACCCUGACUUCCCAAGAAUGAGUCUGGGUAAAGUCACAGGCAGUAGUCUGGAAUACCCCUGUAAGUGCGGAGGCCUUCAGUCAGGAGGACCGUUCAACACCCAGACAUCCCGGCAUGAGCAAGAAGCCGGGACCACGGAAGGGAGACCCCUCGGCGGCCAGGACGCCUUCCCCUCUCAGGAAAGCGCGCUGUCUCCCGUGAACCUGACCGACGACCAGAUAGCCGCCGGCCUCUAUGUAUGUACCAACAGUGAAAGCACGCUGAAGUCGAUCAUGAAGAAGAAGGAUGGCAGCAGAGAUUCAAAUGGAGCAAAGAAGAAUCUGCAGUUUGUUGGCAUUAACGGAGGGUAUGAAACAACUUCAAGUGAUGAUUCCAGCUCAGAUGAAAGCUCUUCCUCCGAGUCCGAUGACGAGUGUGACGUCAUUGAGUAUCCUCCUGAGGAAGAGGAGGAGGAAGAGGAGGACGAAGACACUCGGGGAAUGGCGGAAGGGCACCAUGCAGUUAAUAUGGAAGGUUUCAAGUCCGCCAGGGUGGAAGAUGAAAUGCAGGUUCCAGAAUGUGAACCUGAGAAGGUGGAAAUCAGAGAGAGGUAUGAAUUAAGUGAAAAGAUGUUAUCUGCAUGCAACUUACUGAAAAAUAACAUAAAUGACCCCAAAGCUUUGACCAGCAAGGACAUGCGGUCCUGUCUGAACACCCUGCAGCACGAGUGGUUCCGCGUAUCCAGUCAGAAGUCGGCCUGCCCGGCCAUGGUGGGGGACUACAUAGCUGCUUUUGAGGCCGUUUCCCCGGACGUCCUGCGCCACAUCAUCAACAUGGCGGAUGGCAACGGCAACACGGCCCUCCAUUACAGCGUGUCACAUUCCAAUUUCGAGAUCGUGAAGCUGCUCUUGGAUGCCGACGUGUGUAACGUGGACCACCAGAACAAGGCGGGAUACACCCCCAUCAUGCUGGCAGCCCUUGCCGCGGUGGAAGCAGAGAAGGACAUGCGUGUCGUAGAAGAGCUCUUCGGCUGCGGGGACGUCAAUGCCAAAGCCAGCCAGGCGGGACAGACAGCCCUCAUGCUGGCGGUCAGUCACGGGCGGAUCGACAUGGUGAAGGGCCUGCUGGCCUGCGGGGCCGACGUCAACAUCCAGGAUGACGAGGGCUCCACCGCCCUCAUGUGUGCCAGUGAGCACGGGCACGUGGAGAUCGUCAAGCUGCUGCUGGCCCAGCCGGGCUGCAACGGCCACCUGGAAGACAACGACGGCAGCACGGCACUCUCGAUAGCCCUGGAGGCGGGACACAAGGACAUCGCCGUUCUCCUGUACGCCCAUGUCAACUUCGCGAAGGCCCAGUCUCCGGGUACCCCCAGGCUUGGAAGGAAGACAUCUCCUGGCCCCACCCACCGGAGUUCAUUUGACUGA
Molecule: messenger RNA, 4026 nt
Organism: Puma concolor (puma)
Lineage: Eukaryota; Metazoa; Chordata; Mammalia; Carnivora; Felidae
Gene: KANK1
Product: KN motif and ankyrin repeat domains 1
Biological process (GO): negative regulation of actin filament polymerization
Cellular component (GO): cytoplasm; cytoskeleton
Molecular function (GO): protein binding
Source: RefSeq, a predicted model, not a curated record